UUUGUGCAUUUGGUAAUUACAUUUUGUGUACUCAUAAUACUAUUAAUCAUAUACUUCGUGCAUUUGUGUGUGGUAAAUCAUUCGGGAAAAAGUGCAUUGCAAAUAAGCCGUCGAAAAGUGGCUCAGGACGAUCUGUAUACUCUGCCUCUGGGAAUAGUUUACCUAGACUUGAAACCAGAUAAAGUCGUCUGUAAUUCUUUAAUGGUUAAAGCGAGAUGGUCUUUGGCUCCCGGGCAUUGUACUUCAAUGCGGUCAGACCCUGAUAUGGCGUACUAUUAUCGAAGGUGGCGUAUUAAAUAUAGACAGAAAGAAACGGCAUCAUUUGCUACAUCUGACAUUAUGAAGAGUAUACCACAUCCUCAAUUCAACCGAGAUGAUUUCAGUAGCAAUAUUGGAUUAUUUGAACACGAAUUUGCGCUGGGUUCAUACAGAUACACGUACCCGGCUAAUUUCGCGAUUAACGAUGAAUCAGCAAGCAUCGCCGUUUGGGAACGGCACGCUGCAUAUAACUAUGAUGAGAUUGAGCGUUUGGGAAAUUACAAUGUUCGGCUCAAUACUUUGGAAAAAUGUGCUCACUUUCUUGCACCGGUUGUCGACCUAAGGAAUUAUGAAUUGUGUGCUGUCUUGUUCGAACAUCGAGGCGAAUUAACCGUAGAUCACGGAGCUAUUCUCAUUGUGGACUCAAAAAUAGUGGGAAUGUUCACGUGGGGAGAGAAAUCAGGAAAAGGCAUGCCCUUUAUUAUUGUCAACAUUCCACAUUUUAAAGAUUGGAUUGAGGCAAUAGUUUCUUUGUAGAAACAAAUUGCAUUACAGAAAAAUCUAAUAAAUUGUGUGUAGGUGCCUACUUUGCCACGUAGGUAGAUGUAGUAAGAUCUAUUUUGUUAUUAAAGAAUGUUA
Molecule: messenger RNA, 897 nt
Organism: Hyposmocoma kahamanoa
Lineage: Eukaryota; Metazoa; Arthropoda; Insecta; Lepidoptera; Cosmopterigidae
Exons: 6
Coding region: 202-795 (197 amino acids)
Biological process (GO): proteolysis
Molecular function (GO): serine-type endopeptidase activity
Source: RefSeq, a predicted model, not a curated record